CAUUUCCUCUGCUGAAGCACAGCCAGGACGCUGCUUUAAAACUUCCAGCCCUCAACAUUUUCUUCCUCUCCCACACUAAUCCUCUAUCAGGCAGGAGGAAGCUCUGCAGACCUCCUCAAGCUCAUCCUCUUGUUCUCUCCCUUUCAUGUGUUGUGAGGCCCAAGGCAGCUGAAGCUCUGCGUCUGCGGGUCAGAUGUUGGUUAUUGUGAGCCCACAGUUAUUUUUACAACUAGUUUGAGAUUCAGGGCUCUUCCUGGAGCACGUCUGGUCUGUUUCCUCUUCAUUUGUGUUUUCUCCGGAGAGAUGAGGGCUGAGGUGCUGCUCAUCUGGAGCAGUUUGACUCUGUGCUGCGUCCUGAUCUGUGCAGGAGAAGAGGUACAGGAGAGCAAACUCUCCAGAGGCCGGGUUCAGGUGAGAGAAAGUAAAGGACUGGUCAAACACAGGAGACUGGAGGAGGAAGGAGAUGUUUUAAUGUCAGAUGAGCCUGCUGAAGCAGUGGAAGCAGAGAAGACAAAGCCAAAGAAGAAAAAAACUCCUGAGGAAAUUGAAGCAGCCAAAGCAAGGAAAGCUGCAGAGAAGGAAGCCAAAGCAAAGAGGCAGAAAGCUCCCAAGCCCACCAAAAAGCCAAAGGCCCCAAAACCCACCAAGAAACCAAAACAACCGAAACCCACAAAGAAGCCAAAGGCGCCCAAACCCCCCAAGCAAGCAGUGACAACAACCACAGAGCCGCCCAACAUCCAGCCUCCUUCUAUUGAGGAGGAAGAAGAGAAACUGCUGAUUGAACUGGGCUGGGACACAUUGAUUCGACCUGUGACCCCAGAGGGGCCUGCAUGGGAAGAGCCUGUUGAGCCAGGCCUGGAUCUGCUGCCUGGUAGAUACCCUGACAAGAAACUAACCACAACUACUGAGGUCAUCAUGUUCAUACCAGAGGAAACCACCACUGUUCCAUUUGUCGGCCCCUGGUAUGAAGAAUAUGAUUAUGCUGACUUGGCCGCCAAGAAACAAGAAGAAGAAGAAGAAGAAGAGGAGAGAGCUCGAAAGGAAAAGGCAGAAAAAGCUGAGCGACUGAGGAAGACGUGGGAGGAGGAGGAAGAGGAGAGGCUGAAGCAGAUUUCAGUGCCCACUGAACCAAAGAAGUGUCCCCCUCUGGGUGUGGAGUCUCACCGGGUGGAAGACGACCAGCUGCUGGCUUCCUCUCAGUCUCACCAUGGCUUCACGGCUCAGAGGGGACGACUCAACAUGCAGGGGUCCGAUGAUGAGGACGAUCUAUACGGCGGUGCAUGGUGCGCGGAGCCAGAGGAGCGCAACCAUUGGUUGGAGGUCGAUGCUCGCCGAGAGGUGGAGUUCACUGGGGUCAUCACUCAGGGAAGAAACUCAGAGCAACAUGAGGAUUUCGUAUCCUCCUACUAUGUGGCCUUCAGUAACGACAGUCGUGACUGGACUGUACUUCAUGAUGGCUAUGCUGAAUGGCUGUUCUAUGGAAAUGUGGACAAGGACACACCGGUGAUGAGCCAGUUUUAUACACCCAUGGUGGCACGUUACAUCCGCAUCCUGCCUCAGAGCUGGAACGGCAGCCUGUGUCUCAGAGCUGAGGUCCUGGCCUGUCAAUUAUCCAGCAGUUAUCUCAGUGAGAAUGAAGUGAACUCAUCAGAUGAACUGGACUUCAGACACCACAACUACAAGGAUAUGAGACAGAUGAUGAAGGUGAUAAACGAAGAGUGUCCCAACAUCACCAGGAUUUAUAACAUCGGUAAAAGCUCUCAGGGCCUGAAGAUGUACGCCAUGGAGAUAUCUGACAACCCAGGGGAGCAUGAGACAGGUGAACCGGAGUUUAGGUACACAGCUGGUCUCCAUGGUAACGAGGCGCUGGGCAGAGAGCUCCUGCUCCUGCUGAUGCAGUUUCUGUGCAAAGAGUACAAUGAUGACAACCCCAGAGUGCGUCGCCUAGUGGACGGAGUUAGAAUACACCUGGUGCCCUCUCUCAACCCCGAUGCAUACGAGCUGGCCUACGAGAUGGGCUCAGAGAUGGGGAACUGGGCACUGGGCCACUGGACUGAAGAAGGUUACGACAUUUUCCAGAACUUCCCGGACCUCAACAGCAUCUUGUGGAGUGCUGAGGACAGAGGCUGGGUCCCGCGUUUAGUGCCCAAUCAUCACAUUACCCUCGUGGAAAACGUCCUCAAUGGCUCUUUUGCUGUCGAGACAAAAGCCAUCAUCACCUGGAUGGACCGUAACCCAUUUGUGCUGGGAGCUAAUUUGCAAGGAGGAGAAAAGCUGGUCGCGUACCCUUUUGACAUGCAGCGCCCCCCAGUUUCUUCGACCGACAGCAGACGUUGGAGGACUAAUGGUGAAAUGAAUGAAGACACGUGGUCACGUAUUCAGCGGCAGAAUGAGGGAGCUCUGAGAGAGACGCCGGACGACACCAUGUUUCGAUGGUUGGCCAUGUCGUACGCCCACAGCCAUCUGACCAUGACCGAGACCUACCGUGGCUCCUGUCAUGGCGAUGAUGUCACCGGGGGACAGGGCAUCACCAACAGAGCCAACUGGAAGCCGGUGGUGGGCAGUAUGAAUGACUUCAGCUACCUGCACACCAAUUGCUUCGAGCUCUCCAUCUUCUUGGGCUGUGACAAGUUUCCCCAUGAAAGUGAACUUCCUCUUGAGUGGGAGAACAACCGCGAGGCUCUGUUGUCCUUCAUGGAACAAGUAAAUCGGGGAAUAAAGGGUAUCGUGAGAGAUGUGGAAGGAAAUGUACUGCCUAACGCCACCAUAACUGUGGAGGGAAUACGGCAUGAUGUCAGAACUGCUGUCGGUGGAGAUUACUGGCGACUCUUGAAUCCCGGAGAGUACAAGGUAACCGCCAAAGCCGACGGCUACACCCCUCAGACCAGACUCUGCAUGGUCGGCUACGACUCUGGGGCAACUCCGUGCAGCUUCACCAUGGCAAAAUCCAACUGGGACAGAAUCAAACAAAUCAUGGCGCUGAACGGCAAGAGGCCCAUACGACUGGUCACCAAACCAAUUGUAGUGAAAACAACCCCGGCCAGUACCAUGGGAGUCCGCAGCACCACCACAGAGGUAGACGAGCAUGCCAUCGCCCAGAAAGCGGAGCGACUGAGGCGGCUGCGGAUCAUGCGUCUGCGCAGGCUGCGUCUGCAGAGAUUAAGAGCCAGUCAGGGUAUCACUCCUACUACCACUACCACCACUACGACAACUACAACCACCACCACCACCACCGCCGCCACUCCACCACCUGAAACUGAGAGAACAACCUCCUGGUACGACUCGUGGUUACCUGUGGACAGCUGGUCGACUGAGAACCCAUUCGACAGCAUCGUAUUUGAUUCAGGGCCCACACAGGACUACCCCUUUGAAUACACUAUUGAUUGAUCACUGCACUGUAUGAACACCUUACUAACCACUCUAUGAUGCCGCAACAUCACGGCUUAAAACAUACACAUCACACAGGUUGUUUAUUAUUUAGUCAUCAGAAACCUUUCACCUCUUGGGUUUACAUUUGAGUGGAGAGGAAACAGAUUUUAAGUCCAGAAGAUUUUUGUUUUUUGUAAAGAUUUAUAGAGAAUUGAUCUGGAAGAGCACGUCUCUGCUGAGCAGAGACUACAGGGCUCAAGUUUAUUUGGGUGUCUUUUCAGUAAAACUAAAUAUAGUAUGUUCCAAUACAAAUCUUUUUAUUACACAAAUCUAUGUACAAUUUAACUUUCUGUAUCUUUAUGAUGUGAUUGCUGGCCUCAGUUAAACUGAUUUAUUGUACUGCUGAAUGCAUUUGAA
Molecule: messenger RNA, 3786 nt
Organism: Limanda limanda (common dab)
Lineage: Eukaryota; Metazoa; Chordata; Actinopteri; Pleuronectiformes; Pleuronectidae
Gene: aebp1a
Product: AE binding protein 1a
Exons: 20
Coding region: 304-3387 (1027 amino acids)
Biological process (GO): proteolysis; negative regulation of transcription by RNA polymerase II
Molecular function (GO): RNA polymerase II transcription regulatory region sequence-specific DNA binding; zinc ion binding; metallocarboxypeptidase activity
Source: RefSeq, a predicted model, not a curated record